This is a messenger RNA of Ochotona princeps (American pika), 460 nucleotides long. Its product is annotated as retrotransposon Gag-like protein 8B. NCBI's taxonomy places the organism in Eukaryota, Metazoa, Chordata, Mammalia, Lagomorpha, Ochotonidae. The record is from RefSeq and is a predicted model, not a curated record. Bases 77 to 418 code for a protein of 113 amino acids. The transcript has a single exon.
GCCUCCCGACCAGGACUUCCCGCGACGCCUGGGCGCUGACAUCCGCGCCGCGCAGCCAGCCAGCAGACCGAGCGCGAUGGACAAUCGCAUGAGGCUGGUCAAGACCCUGCUGGCCCGGCCGCUGCGGCCCGCGGCGCGGCGCUGGAGGAACCCGAUUCCCUUUCCCGAGACGUUCGAUGGCGACACCGACCGGCUGCCGGAGUUCAUCGUGCAGACGGGCUCCUACAUGUUCGUGGACGAGAAGACCUUCUCCAACGACGCGCUCAAGGUGACGUUCCUCAUCACCCGCCUCACGGGGCCCGCCCUGCAGUGGGUGAUCCCCUACAUCAAGAAGGACAGCCCCCUGCUCAGUGAUUACCGGGGCUUCCUGGCCGAGAUGAAGCGCGUCUUUGGCUGGGAGGAGGACGAGGACUUCUAGGCCGCCCGACCCGCGGGACCCGGGGGACCAGGGGACCAGGGG